UCAAAAGUUAUCUUUAACACGGCUUACCUAUUUUUAGCAUCGCAUAAACCUUGAUCCACCCAUCAUUGAUUCCAACGCUAUUGUUCCCCAAUAAAUGAAUGGCUGAUGUAAUGAUUUAAUAGCCAACUGCUCACAAACAUUUACUGCAUGCCGCUGAGGUCUCCUGAGACGAAUCACAUCCAAUUUUGCUUAUCACUGUUAAUGGCAUAAUAACCAUUCUCUGUACAUUAUGUAAACAUCGCACUACCGAAUCACGUUGUCCUGCACGUACAAAUAAACACAGUAACAUGAGGUGGAAAGUUUGUAAUUCAGGACAUUAAUCUGUGUAGGAAGUUCUUGGGUCAAAAAAUAAAGAAAGAAUUGCUUAGGAUUCUCGCUUUAACAAACAGAGCAAUGAUUGUAACUUGGACACAAGCAAUCCUAUUCUAAAUGUCAAAGAUUAUUGUUCUGCCGUUUGGCGCGGACGCAGUCCUAUGUCCUCUCAUCUCUGUCGUUGCAAUUUUGGGAUAACAUUCUGAUACUAGUGACCUGACUUUGAGUCUUCAAAAAAGAGGCUUCAAACUGUUUAAUGUCAGUUGACGAACCACUCUGAAACUACUGAAAACAAAAAAGCAAAGGAGAAUGAAAUAACAUCUAUUCAAGCGAACCACAUAACUUGCAUGACAAAAGUCUGCUGGCUUAAUGUUCACACACAAUGCGAAACGUACAGACAGGUGAUCCGUGUCGAUGGUGCGGUACUUGCCUUUUAAGCGACGGAUAUCUGAAGACUGUUUUUUCCCUAAUUCUUAAUUGUUGAUAUUUCAUCAUUCAAUAUUAUCCAAGUGUAAAAAUAAGUUUGUAAAAUGUGAAAAGAAAUUUCCAAAAAUGAUUAGUUUUCUUUUCACUUUAUCGUGUUCAUACUUAUUGCUAUACAAUGAUUAAAUGUAAUGUAAUUGUAUUUCAAAUGUAAGCAUAUUGUUCGUAGUAAAACGGUGAAAACAAUCAAAUAUGUUUCUGUAUGAGUCUUCGCAGGUAUUAUUAUUUAAUACUCAUUUAUUAUGCAAGUCUAAAAACACAUUUAAUCAGCGUUGCUAACAAAAUGUUGAAAGCAAUAAAAAACAAAUGUAUAAUAACUUACUAACCAUAGAUAUGAAAACAUAAAACAAGAAAAUGUAAUGAAAUUGCCUUGAGACGUGUACCUUAUUUGAAAUGAAAAAUAGCGCCACCUGCUGCAUUUGAGAGCACACUGACCCUCAUGUAGUCUUGACAUACAUGCACUGUGAACAGAUACACGCUUAAAAGAUUUCAUGUCUCACUUCAUUUGAAAGGUGGCAAUCAAAAACACACAACUUUAUGUUUCCUUUUUUUUUCAUGCACACACACACACCUGCGCAAACACACACACACACACACACACACAUGAAUCACUGUUGUGAACUAACUUGAUUCCGGGCAGACAUCUCAGUAAGGUCAUUCGCACAAUUUACUGUGCGUGUUUGCAUUCCAGCUCAAAUGCACUGAAACUCUUGAGCAGCAGCCUCCCACACAAACACACACACACACACACACACACACACACUGGCCACAAUAUUAUCAUCUCAUGCAAUAUAACCUGUUCUAACAUGGAAAUGCAUCUUUACAAAUGGAAAAAAAUCAAAUAUAGCGAUAUACAGUACAUAAUAUGUUGAAAGGAUUUUGCUCUGAGUCACGGAAUCCCACAAGGCUCUGUUAUCUGCCCAUCAUUUAGUGGGCGUCAAAGUUUGAUGAUUAUUUUGACAAUUUACCACGCAAACGGUGUUGCGAGGGCUCGUUCCCCACCGCUAGCGGCUUUGGUUUUCGAUGUGUUUGUGUGGUUUCUAGUGGUAUGGAAAAUCUGUUUAUCUGAUUUAUAUUCACACGAGAGUCAAAACAGACAAUCAAUCCGAGGUGAUUAUCUUUGGUAAGGCCAAAAGCAAUGUCAUUUGCCUUUUCACCUCGUGAUCUGAUCGUGGAAUGCAGUAUCUGCCACGGGAUUAAUGUUUCGGGGGCCCUUUCUGCAGCAUUUCCACGUCGUAAAUCUAAAAUAUCCAAACGCAGUGUUGUUGUUGUUGUUGUUGACCUUUGGUAGCUUCCCCCCCCCACCCCACCCAGCUUAAAAGGCUCCUGGAUUUCCACUUCCUAACAAUGGCCUGACCCGUCCCGUCCCUCCUCCAGGGGCGGAAAGGCCGACACCGCGGAACAGUUUGGAAGCCAGAUAUCUGAGAGAACAAUGGUCAAGGAUAAGGCAGGCAUCCAAACACAAGGGAUCCCAUCGUGAUUACUGUUAAUAAUUACAGUCGGGAGUAGCGACUGCGGCGUAAUUUAUUGAUGGCUGAACAGCCGGCUGUCACAGUUGCGCUCCAAAUGCUGGAGGAGGAGGCGAGGCCAGUGGAAAGUCUGGAUUUGUAGCACUCAAUCAGAUCUGACAAGUGAUCCAGACCUCGCGCGCUCUCCCAUCUGGACCUUUGUUGUUCACGGUGUUCAAAGGUGAUCUCACAGUUGUUGUUGCGCUUUAACGGAUCUCGGCAGCAACAGGUCCUCGGAGGUAGCGCGAGCGGCCGUCAUGCAAGCGGGGGCCAACCGGUACGCGGUGGCGCGCUCCCUGUACUCGGAGGAGUCGUUCGCCGAGGAGCACGAGAAGGUUUACAGGCACCGCAAGACCACGCUGGAGCACGUCAAGCAGUACUUCACGUGUGACGCCAGACGUGCCAAAAAUGCCGUUUUGUCCCUCCUGCCAAUCAUCGGCUGGAUAAAGAUCUACCGAGUGAAAGAGUGGCUGCUGAGCGAUAUCGUGUCGGGCGUCAGCACCGGACUCGUCGCUGUCCUGCAAGGUUUGGCCUACUGUCUCCUGGCUUCUCUUCCGCCCUGGUACGGCCUCUUCUCCGCGUUCUUCCCCGUCGUCAUCUACUUUUUCCUGGGAACCUCCAGACACAUCUCAGCGGGUCCGUUCCCGGUGCUGUGCCUGAUGAUCGGCUCGUCGGUCACCAGGCUGGUACCGGACGAAAGCCCGCCCGCUAACAUCACAGGUUUCGAAGGCCUCACCAAGGACGAGCAGAGAGUGUUGGUGGCCUCGUCUGUCACGUUCCUCGUCGGAAUCAUGCAGCUGGCGAUGGGCAUCCUGCAGGUGGGCUUCGUGGUCACGUACCUGUCGGACACUCUGGUGUCCGGCUUCACCACCGCGGCCGCCAUUCACAUCCUGGUGUCCCAGCUGAAGUUUGUGCUGGGCCUGCAAGUCCCCGGAAUAAGCGGACCGCUCUCCAUUAUAUACACUCUGGAGGUCAUCUUCAACAAGAUCCAAUCCACCAACGUUUGCGACGUGGUCAUCUCCUUGGUGAUCAUGGCGGCGGUGUUCGUCGUGAAGGAGCUGAAUGACCGAUUUAAAGCCAAGUUGCCCGUUCCCAUCCCUAUUGAGGUCAUCACGACCGUCAUCGCAUGCGGCGUUUCGUACGCGUUCGACUUCAGGAGCAAGUACGGCGUGGACGUCGUCGGUCAUAUUCCGAAGGGGUACGAGCCUCCGUUGGCCCCCAACCUGCACAUCGUCCAAGACACGGCCAUGGAGGCGUUCCCAAUGGCCAUAGUGGGUUUUGCCGUGGCCUUCUCCGUAGCUAAAGUCUAUUCUGUGAAACACGACUACACCAUAGAUGGAAACCAGGAGCUGAUCGCUUUCGGAGUCAGCAACAUUUUCGGAGCGUCCUUCAAGUCUUUCGCAGCCAGUACGGCUCUGUCCAGGAGUGCAGUGCAGGAAAGUACUGGGGGGAAAACUCAGGUAGCCGGCUUGCUGUCAGCCGUCAUCGUGAUGAUCGUCACCUUGGCCGUGGGAUUUCUCCUGGACCCCCUCCCGAAGUCCGUGCUGGGCGCCGUGGUCAUCGUCAACCUGAAGGGAAUGCUCACGCAGUUUCGAGAGGUGCCCUACCUGUGGAGGCGGGACAAGGCGGACUGCGCGGUGUGGUUGGGCACGUGCAUCGCAGCCAUCUUACUGGGGUUGGAUCUCGGUCUAGCCGCGGGACUCGGCGUGGAAGUACUCAGCGUCGUCCUCAGGGCUCAGUUCCCUCGCUGCAGCGUGCUGGCCAACAUUCCCGGCACCGACAUCUACAAGGACAGAAAGGACUACGUCGACAUAUACGAGCCAGAAGGAGUGAAGAUUUUCCGAAUCCCGUCGCCAAUCUUCUUUGCCAAUAUCGAGUUCUUCAGGAGCAAACUGGUAGAAGCUGUGGGAUUUAAUCCACUGAGGAUCCUCAGGAAGCGGAAUAAGGCGCUGCGAUUGAUCCGGAAGCUUGUAAAGAAAGGUUAUCUGCAGUGGACGUCGAACGGCUUCCUGAACACCUCGUGCGGCCCCGUCAAGGAGUCGGCGGAAGCGGAAAGCGACGCGGAGGAACGGGACCUGCCCACGGACUUCAAGGAGCCGCCCGGCCGCGUGGACUGGAACGCCGAGCUUCCCGCCGACAUCAUCGUUCCCCGGGUGGACCUGCACAGUCUGGUGCUGGACUUCGCGGCCGUCUCCUUCCUGGACGUCUCCGCUCUCAAGGGUCUCAAAGCGGCGCUCAAAGAGUUCGUCCGCGUCGAAGUGGACGUCUACAUUGUCGCCUGUGAUCCUUACAUCCUGGAGAAAUUGCACCAGUGCAGCUUCUUUGAUGACGAAGUCCGGCCGUCCAUGUUCUUCCUGACGCUGCACGACGCCGCGCUGCACAUCCUGAGCAAACAUCCCGAGCGCUGGCAAAACAAGUCCGGCUACGACAAGAUUCUAACAACGGUCACGGCGCACCACCCUGCAGGAGGUCUCAGGAGCAGAGAUCGAAAUGCGCCAGAUCCAGAAACCAGGUUGUAACUUCUGAGUGAUUGCUUUUUAUGGAGUAAAAAAAAAAAAAAAAUAGAUAUGCCAGACCAAAGGAUGAGUUGUUAUUUUUUGUGGUAUUUUUUUUUUUCUUUUUCCUCCAAGACCGGCUCAUCUGAGCAGAGUGCACUUAUCUGAAAUGCUUUUGACCUGACAAUCUGUAUGUACGCCGUCUCCACGUACGCAAAGAGGUAAUUUGGUGUUUUCAUACUGUACAUAGCAAAUUUGUGGAUGUGUCGCAAUGGCUUUUUAUAUGCUUUAUAGCUGUAUAUUUUCAGGAUGAGGAGAAUAAAUGAAGUUUUUUGGA
Molecule: messenger RNA, 5135 nt
Organism: Phyllopteryx taeniolatus (common seadragon)
Lineage: Eukaryota; Metazoa; Chordata; Actinopteri; Syngnathiformes; Syngnathidae
Product: chloride anion exchanger-like
Exons: 21
Coding region: 2561-4822 (753 amino acids)
Biological process (GO): transmembrane transport
Cellular component (GO): membrane
Molecular function (GO): chloride transmembrane transporter activity; bicarbonate transmembrane transporter activity; oxalate transmembrane transporter activity
Source: RefSeq, a predicted model, not a curated record